AUGGACCAGUACCACUUCAGCGACGAGAUCACCAUUCAUUCGGAGAUGCAUCUCCCUGGAUUUUCAGAAAGUCAGGGGCUGAACUGCAGUGACACUCUCAACCACGAUUUGUGUCUAAAUACAAAAGACAUGACGUAUGCAGGCCUGAGCGGCUUAGAUAUGGUUCCGGGCCUUUCAGCUGCAGAUAUGGCCAGUGAUACUUUGGAGGCCAAUUUAAAUGGACUCUCCUUGUAUUCAGUGAAGGACUGUGAUUCUGUUAAACUCCUUGAAGAGUCUGACUCUGACUCACAGCCUUCUUUGCGUGAACUGGGGCUUCCCACACUUUCAGGAUCUAAGGAAGUUGAACAAGGAGGCAGAUCCAGUUCUGGUACUGCAAGGAAAGGAAAGCAUCAGCACAACUCUCCUCAGACCUCGUUCCUGGAUUGCAGUCUCUGUGGGAAGGUGUUCAGCAGUGCCAGCUCUCUUAGCAAACAUUACCUGACUCAUAGCCAGGAACGGAAACACGUCUGUAGAAUCUGCAGCAAAGCUUUUAAACGGCAGGACCACCUGAGCGGGCACAUGUUGACACAUCAGAAAACAAAACCUUUUAUGUGCUCAGAAAAAGGCUGCACUAAGAGUUACUGUGAUCACCGUUCAUUACGCCGGCAUUAUGAAGUGCAGCAUGGCUUGUGCGUCUCGAAGGAGACUCCUGAUGAAGAUGGUGGUGAGGAAUCGCUGCUUUCUCACAGUACAUUUAUCCAAGCAGGACAAGGCAGCGUGAGGGCUACGGAAAGAUUGGCUGUGCACUCGGAGUCCAAGUCAGAUUCUUCUCCACCCAGCAGGGAUCUACUGAGAUGCAUUGUGAACAACUUUGUAAAUCAGAAGCUUCCAUCAGCUCCAUUGUCCUCUGCAGAGCACACAAAUACUGAUUUAACAGGCUCGUGGCCACCCUGUUCCUCUUCAGCCAGCCAGGUCUCUUGCAUUGCUUCGAGCGCUAGUGGACUUGUUGAGGCUGCAGGUGGUGACAUUUUGAAGAAUCACCUUCCUUGCCAAAAGAGUGCUGCUUCUUCCAAUGUAUAUGCUAUAAUAAAUCCUGGUAAUGUAUCUGUAAUUGCACCAGGUGAGAACAUAGUUACAAAUUUGACUGAUAGAUCUUUGAUGCCAGAGCCACAGUUCCCCCUGGAGCCCACAGGGCUUGAAUAUUGUCCUAACAAUACUCUACCUUGUUUUCCCAUGUUCAGAGGGCAGAAGACGUCUGCAAACUCUUACCCGCCAAGUGGUAACUUUCAGUGGAUGAAAAACAUGCCAGUUUGUGCUAAAAACAAAAGGAAUAGCGUCUGUGUUGCUCACAAGCCAUCUGUUGUAGCUCAGGAUGUUUCAGAGGGGUUAGCUGGACCUUCCCACACAUUCUCAGCCUUUCCGCAGACCUAUGAGUGUCCAGACACUUUAUCUUUCACUGUUGCACCUUUUAAAACCGAAGAGGAAAUGUUGGGUGAAUCAGCGCUUGGUUGUUCUGAGGAAACCUUUAGGUCAGCAAGAAGCCAUGAGUCUCAUCUGUGGGAGAGCUGUGGGGAGUUGAAUUUUCAGGACAUUCAAAAGCAGAAUGUGUUCCAGAGUGAGAGCAGCCCUUUAGUCAGGCAGCUUGUCAUGAAAUCUCAGGAGUCUGUGGUGAGCCAGGAGCAGGUGCAAGUGCAGCAGCACCUGUUUCAGAUGAUAACCAAAUCUCAGCAUAUUCUGUCUCAUGCCCAAAUGGUGGCUCCAUCCCAGCUAGUGACUUCUGAGGCUAAACACAUGGCACCAAAACCACUCCAAACAGUAUUUCAGCAGCCGCCUCACUUGACUCACCAUCUUUCAGAGCCAACAGAAUAUGAAGGGUCUUCCACGUACCUGCAGAAGAGCAUAACCCAGUUUCAGAAGGACAUUUUAUCAGAUAGUGAGGAAAGAGGACAGCAAACAGUCCCAACUUUUCAGUCCCUUCAGCCAGGACUUGUGAAAGAAUGUGUAGGAUUAAAAGAUGCCUCUAUUCCUAGUCAACUACAGUCUGCAAUGCAUGACAACGCCAUGGGAUACCAUUCAUAUGGGAAGUCAAAUCAGCUAGAAAACAAGCCUUCGGUAUCUAACAGAAAAGAGAAAAGUAAAGGUUGUAGCAAAGAAAUGGGCGGAAAAACACAGUCGGGUGUUGGUAGAUCUCGACGUUUGCCUGGUAUCCGUAAAGAAAAACUGAAAUUUGACAUGACUUGCGCAGCUUCCCCAAGUCAAGUAGCUAUGGCGUCCUUCUCGUCAUCUGGUCCUUCCUCUACUCCUGUGUUCAGGGAGAAGCCCAGGCUGACCAUUUUCAAUAGGAUUCAAGGUGGAAAUAUCUACAGCCUUACUAACACAGUAAAGGAAGAAAGUUUGUCAGCUGGGUGUAAUAAGGCCAGCAGUAUUCCUGCAGAUGGAGGCAAAUAUGAAAGUGAUUUUCUUUGCAAGAACUGCAGUCAGCUGUUUUAUACUGAGAAAGGUCUGGAGAGCCAUAUGUGUUUUCAUGGUGAACAAUGGUAUUCACCAGAAAGGAAGGAGGAGCAGCAGGUAAAGGGAAAAAUAAGAUCCAGAAUCAUGGUGCUACUGAAAGUCCUUCAGGUGCACGAUGCAGAAAACGUAAACGUUCAGAAACUGUUGCUCAAGCCAACAGGAGAUGGAAAUAGUCCCUCAAGAACUGAGAUGUAUUUAGAAGAUGUAACAGUGGCUCCUCUGGUGAUUCCUGUCUCAGUACCUGUGACGACUACAAACCCGCAAGCAGGGAAUGAAGUUAAUGAAGAGGAAAGCCAGGAUGCGAAGGACCUCAAAGAAAGCUUGCACCAAAAAAAGAGGAAGAGGCAAACUCGGCCAAAAUCGCUUUUUAUCCCACCUCCACCUUCUUCUGAAGUACAACCAGGGAUGGGAGGAUGUUACCAAAGUAAUCUUCGUUCACCUGUGUUCCUGGUUGAUCAUCUCCUGAGAGACUUGUUCCAGUGCUCUCCUUACACCCCACCUCCAAUGCUCAGCCCAAUAAGGGAAGGAUCAGGGCUUUAUUUCAGCACUCUCUGCUCUUCUGCUAAUGGUGAUCCCAACCAGCUGUUCAGUACUGUAUUAGACAGAAUGGACAGAGACUUUGGAUUUUGCCUUGUGAAGGAUAACACCAAAAUCAGCAUUGAGCCACACAUUAACAUUGGAAGUCGAUUUCAGGCAGACAUACCAAACCUCCAGGAUAGAUCGUACUUAGAAAAUGAUGAGCAGGCAGCCUCGUUAGUGUGGAAGCCCUGGGGAGACAUCGCAACUAACCAGGAAACACAGGACAGAGUAACAGAACUGCUGAAUAUGGCCUGCUCCAGUGUAAUGCCCGGUGGAGGAACUAACCUAGAACUAGCCUUGCAUUGUCUGCAUGAAGCGCAAGGCAAUGUUCUGGAGGCCCUGGAGAUGCUGCUCUUUGGAGGGCCCCAGAAAUCUGAAUCCCAUCCUCUUGCUAAUUACCGUUACGCAGGUUCGGAUGUUUGGACACCUGUUGAGAGGCAGUUGUUUAAAAAGGCUUUUUGUGUACACAAGAAGGAUUUUUACCUGAUACAGAAGAAGAUUCAGACUAAGAAUGUGUCCCAGUGUGUUGAAUAUUACUAUAUCUGGAAAAAAAUAAUAAAAUUUGACUACAGUCGAGUUCAAGUAAUAGAAAAAAAGGUCAAGAAAGACAAGAAUGAGUUAGAAAAGACUGAAGAAAAGACUGCUUGCAGCCCUCCCAAAAGACAUGGUCAUCUGCCUAAAGAAAGCAUGAAGAUGAAGCAAAAGAGUUAUAAAAAGAUGCCCCACAGUACAUGGAGUCCAUCCUGCAGCCUGAAAGGAUCUCCAUACCAGUCUGGAAGUACAGACGAUCAGUGUGCAUUUCCAUGUAGAGAGUGUGAAAGGGUUUUUGACAAGAUAAAAAGUCGAAAUGCUCAUAUGAAAUGCCAUCGCCUGCAGGAGCAGGUAGAGCCUCUCAUGAAGAUAAAAUGGCCCUUGAAACAUUUUAAAAAUGAAGCAAAGAUGGAAGAAACCCAGACGUUGACCUCCUCCAGUGGUAACUGGGAAACUACAAUUUCAGAGUAGCAAUGAGGUUAGUUUUCUCUGUUUAGAAAAUACAUAAGCAUUUUCUAGCAUCUGAGCAGUUGUUGCACUCUGAGGAGGAUUAGAUGACAUGAUGUUGCCCCCACUCUCCAAUUUAAUCCAUCAGUAGCACAGCAGUAGUUGCACCAAUGCUGAAAAACAAUCUCAGCUUUUCCUAGCACAGAAAAGCUCUCGGUGAAGCUGCAGAGAAAAUUUAGUUCCUGCAGAGAACAUUCUCUCAAGGAUUUCAGGAAGAAAAGCUGCAACUUUUUGUGUGUAGAAUUAUUUAAAAGCUUAUUUGGAUUUUCUCAGCAUUUAGCACCAAUGGUUGGUGUCAAGUUUGACAAAAAGGAAUGUAAAGGCAGCAAAUGUCCUCACUUAUAUCAACACUGCAAAGAUAUGUGUGUUAAAUUAAGUAUGCAUGCCUGGCAUUAAAUUACAAUUAUGCAUGGUUCAAAAAAAAUAAGUAGUUGUUAAUGGCUGUAAAAUAGCUGUUGUACAAAUACUAGAAGCUCUUUACUUCUGCUUUUGUUUAAUUAAAGAAGUCCCCUUGCCUCCAUUAAAAAGAAAAGUUAGAUGCGCUUAGCCUUUACUUUUUACUAUCAGUUUCAGGAUUUGGUGGUUGUUAGAAGGAGAGAGAAUAGGGAAAUCAAUGAGAAAUUGUCAUUGUAUUUAAUAUCCUGUUUUGCCAUAAAGUGGUAGUCAUGCACAGCAUUUCAGAUUUAGAAUAUAGACUCUUCUGAUCCAUGUUUUUUUUUUUUUCAAAUGUGCUUUCUACAUAGCUCAUUAAAUUGGGUUCUUGAAUAGCAGAUGUAAAAGUUCCUGGACUACUCUUGCUGGUUAUACUAUAAAUAAUUAAAGCAAAACUUGUUAUACUUGGUUGGUGGUCCGAAUGCUGCAUGCUACGUCAACAUUAGUCUUGAAAGAAGUAGCUGAGCAUGUACUUCAGCAAGUCCAGUUCCUCUCAGUCAGGUGGCAGGUGGAUGUCAAGAUAGAUCCUGAAACGGUUUUGAAAGUUAAAGUUCUGCCGACUUGAGACCGCAAACCAGUUGAGUCUCAGGACUGAUUCAAGACUGUAAUUUCCCAUUACAUCAUAGCUACUUCAGUCUUCACUUUCCAGUCCAAAUGCAAACAUUUCUUUCAUCUUGCUAUCACAUAAUACAGUAUACAAGUCAUUGGCAUUUCUGUCUUGGUAUUUCCAAUAGGGUGAGGAAUGGAGCAGGAGUUGCAUGUGAUAUGUUCUAUUUAUUCUAUCGCUGGAAAGUGCUCAGACACUGUAGUGAUAAACGUGGUAGAAGAGCCAGAACGUGGUUAAACACGUUUGAUCUGCCAAAAAUAUUCUUAAUUAUCUAGCAGAAUCACCGAUAGUAUUUCAUAAUAUUUAAAGCACCAUAUCCAGUUGUGUAUUAUUGCACAAAUUUGUCUGUUAUUUUAUUUGCAUAAAUAACACAACCUUGCUAAACUGCAUUUGGUAGUUAAAAUUGAGGUUUUGAUGAGUUCCAUGAAUAAAAUAUAAUUAAGGGGUCUUUUCUCCACUGGGAGGGAUAAAAGGCUUUUUGUUGCCAGGCCACAAGAUUUCAUGGCUUUGUUUUGUUUUAAUUUUUGCAAGGCUGAAUACUGAUAUUCAAUACAAACAAAUCUUUAUUCCGGUCCCACUCUCAGCUCCAUUCUCUCAUUGAAGGAGCAAUAUUCAGGUCUGGGCCGUGAAAACUUGUUCACCCAAAGCAGAAAGAGGCUUCGCAGAGUAGGUACAAACUCUGUUCCUUCUCUUUUCAUAAGUUACGUUCUUAUAUUUAAAAGAAAAAGAAAAAGUCAAACAUUUUUUUUCUAGCCCUUAUGAUUUCAAAAGGAAACAAGCUGCCUUCUGAAAAGGGCCUUAAACAGAGCUUUGGCAGGAAUUUUCCUUGUCUCGGUGUGCUGUUCGCUGGGAAGUCCACCACUUAGGCUGCAUCUAUUCACAGAAAUUUCAACACUGACUAAAAAAUGAAUGGUGCAGACCUCCAUGUGGGUAAGCACAAUGGCUUAACCAAGAUUUUCAUUCUUUGGGAGGAAAUGCAGGAAAAGUUUCAGCUGUUCCUGCUCCUGCCCCUGAGAAAGGCCUCCAUAUGCUACUUGAAUGUAUACUACGUAAACUACAGGUAGUAUACGACGUAUGUACAGGCUGGUGUUACCUUCCCAGUGUAGUGAUCUGCUGUACGAUGCUAAAGGCAGCCAGGGCGGACAGCAUUCUUCUAAAGCUGUUUUGCUUGAAUAAUGAGCAACCCUGCCAGCAGACAGGAAAGUAGUUUUGAGGAAUGACAAUUUUAACAUUAAUGCAACAGAAAUAAAAUUGCAAAACAGUAAACAGCGGGUGUUUUCCUUAAAAAAAAAA
Messenger RNA from Struthio camelus australis, 6439 nucleotides. The record is from RefSeq and is a predicted model, not a curated record. NCBI's taxonomy places the organism in Eukaryota, Metazoa, Chordata, Aves, Struthioniformes, Struthionidae.